Syzygium oleosum is the source of this 2638-nucleotide messenger RNA. Its product is annotated as probable E3 ubiquitin-protein ligase ARI7. Gene Ontology annotation, biological process: ubiquitin-dependent protein catabolic process; protein polyubiquitination; positive regulation of proteasomal ubiquitin-dependent protein catabolic process. The transcript is spliced from 14 exons. Lineage: Eukaryota; Viridiplantae; Streptophyta; Magnoliopsida; Myrtales; Myrtaceae. The record is from RefSeq and is a predicted model, not a curated record. Gene Ontology annotation, cellular component: ubiquitin ligase complex; cytoplasm. Bases 323 to 2173 code for a protein of 616 amino acids. Gene Ontology annotation, molecular function: zinc ion binding; ubiquitin protein ligase activity; ubiquitin conjugating enzyme binding.
AAGGAGUAGAAAGACGAAAGAAGAAGAAGAGGAAGAACACGCAGCCUCCUCCUCCUCCUCCUCUGCAAAAAUCCCUUUGCCUAGACGACGCUCUCGAGUCCCCCCCUCCUUCCUCAGAUCCCUUGCCCCAAUUCCCUUGAUCGGCGUGCGAUCUCGGAUCACCCCCACCUCCCUAACCCCCCCCCCCCCCCGCUCCUUCGGAAGAGAAUCGGCAACCCUCCCCCUCCCCCUCCCCUCCUCCUCCGCCGCGCUCCCUUUGGGGCUCCACACCCCCCCGACCUCCCGCUAGGGUUAGGGUUUCCCCCUCGCUCUCUCUCUUGCCAUGGACUCCGAUGAGGAUAUGCACGACGCCAACGACUUGGAGUCGAUGGACGACGAUUUCUACAGCGGGGAGGCCGACGAUUACUACAACAGCGACGACGCCGACGCCGACGAUUACGAGUUCGUCGAGGACGCCGACGCCGACUCCGACGUCUUCUCGGCUCGCCGGCAUCAGCAAAACUAUAUCAUUUUAAGGGAAGAGGAUAUACGAGAACGUCAGGAGGAUGAUAUAAUGAGAGUUGCCAGCGUCCUAUCUAUACCUAGAGUCGCCGCCAUCACCCUGCUGCGCCAUUAUAAUUGGAGUGUAAGUAAGGUUCAUGAUGCAUGGUUUGCUGAUGAAGAUACAGUGCGAAAAGCAGUGGGCUUAUUGGAAAAACCGGUUGUUGAGCAUCCUAAUUUAAGAGAAGUAUGUCGUCUUAAAUGUCUGAAUUGUUUGCAGGCUCAGUUUCCUCUUAUCUUCACUAACUGUGGACUGCCUUCUUUGCAGCUCACCUGUGGAAUCUGUUUCGAGUCUUGUCCACGUGAUAAAAUUAUGUCGGCUGCUUGUGGUCAUCCUUUCUGCAGUACAUGCUGGGCAGGUUACAUACACACAUCCAUAAACGACGGUCCUGGAUGUUUAACAUUGAGAUGUCCUGAUCCAUCUUGUGGUGCUGCCGUCGGUCAAGACAUGAUAAAUCUAUUAGCGCCUCAAGAAGAUAAGAGAAAGUACUCUCACUAUCUUCUUCGCUCGUACAUUGAAGACAAUAGAAAGACCAAGUGGUGUCCUGCCCCUGGUUGUGAAUAUGCCGUAGAAUAUGCUGCUGGCAGUGAAGGUUACGAUGUUUCCUGCCUGUGCUCUUUCAACUUUUGCUGGAAUUGUACAGAGGAAGCUCACCGUCCAGUAGAUUGUGGCACUGUUGCAAAGUGGAUCAUGAAGAACAGUGCCGAAUCUGAAAACAUGAACUGGAUUCUGGCCAAUUCAAAGCCUUGUCCAAAGUGUAAGCGGCCAAUAGAGAAAAACCAAGGGUGUAUGCACAUGACAUGUACGCCUCCUUGUAAAUUUGAGUUCUGCUGGCUCUGUCUGGGUGCAUGGUCUGAUCAUGGGGAGAGAACUGGUGGUUUCUAUGCCUGCAAUCGUUAUGAGGUAGCUAAGCAAGAGGGAGCGUAUGAUGAGGCUGAAAGAAGAAGAGAGAUGGCGAAAAACUCAUUGGAGCGAUAUACUCAUUAUUAUGAACGAUGGGCAAGCAAUCAAUCCUCAAGGCAGAAAGCUCUUACUGAUUUACAUCAAAUGCAAACUGUGCACCUUGAUAAGCUUAGCGACACACAGUGCCAGCCGGAGUCACAGUUGAAGUUCAUCAUAGAGGCCUGGCAACAGAUAGUUGAGUGUAGGCGAGUGCUCAAGUGGACAUAUGCAUAUGGUUAUUAUCUGCCAGAACAUGAACAUGCUAAGAAACAAUUUUUUGAGUACUUGCAAGGUGAGGCGGAGUCCGGAUUGGAAAGGCUUCAUCAGUGUGCAGAGAAGGAACUUCACCAGUUCCUUAGUGAUGAGAGUCCUUCUAGUAACUUUAAUGACUUCCGCACCAAGUUAGCUGGACUUACCAGCGUAACCAGAAACUACUUUGAGAACCUCGUGAGAGCAUUGGAGAAUGGGCUAUCAGAUGUGGAUUCCCAUGGCGGUUGUAGCAGGGCAGCGAGCUCUAAGAAUGGUGGGAGCAGCAAGGCAAGUAGAGGUGGUGGAAGGGGAAAGGGAACUACCAGCACUCGUGCUGGUUCCAGUCGAACUGAUGACGCGUCUCACUGGUCCUGCGAUCAAUGCACUUAUGCUAAUACUAAAUCUGCAACCACUUGCCAGAUGUGCCAGCAUCGGCGAUGAGGGCAGUGACAGGAAAAUUUACGAAGAUGGUUUUAUCCAGAAACAUGACUUCAUGAACGAGCAACCGGUUCAAGCGCACGGCGGUGUCCUAUAAAGGGAUUCUUGGUUCGAAUCGUUCAAGUUGCCAGUGACAAAUCAAUUAUUAGGAGAGGCUCAACUGUUGUCUUUAGUGUGCCGAGGGAUUCAAGCAGCAGCAGCAGCUUUUGGCCUGCGUGUACUCUUGGUGUGUGUUGAUGGUGGCGACCUAUAAUGCCGGUCCAUGUAUAUAGGCUGUAGCGUUUCAUUAUCGGUACCGUACUACUUUGGCAAAGAAAAAGAAAUAGUGACCGUCACCGAUCAUUUAAUAUUUUAUCUAUUUGCUGCUGGAAGUAAGAGGCAAAUGUACUCAGUUUGUCUUCUAUUUGGAUGUAUUACUUUGUCUAUUGGAGCUCACUGAUCCUUCUUGAAAGGAAUUACUUCAGAGUU